GUGUGUGGCGUGGUCGUGGUCGUGGUCGCAAAAACAUGUUUGGAGGGACAAAAUAUCUGACAAACCACACCCCUUGUUACAAAUUACAACACAAGAACGCCUACAAAACACACAGUGCCACUGUAGUCCAGUCCCGUUGAAAUUCGAUUCCAAUGGGCAGUAGAUGUCUAGUCUCAUCAUCCACACUCACACCCUUGAGAUUUUCUCCCAUACCCAGAUCAAUUCCGCCAUUGAAUCAACCAAAACUGUAUUUGGGUAGUACAGAUUCUCAACCCCUGACCUUGAGAGGUCUCAAUCUCAAACAUGGCUGCUUCUGUAGAAUCGCCACACCCACAACAACAUUCUGCUGCACCACAAAAGCUGUUUUAUCAGAAAUUCCCAAUCAGAAACACUACUCCAAAAUUGGUGCUCAAUCAACUGGCCCCAUUCCCUCCAACCACCUCCUCCAAGUGGUUGAAAUUGCUGCUAAGACUGGCGCUCAGGUUGUGAUGGAUGCUGUGAAUAAACCUCGAAAUGUUACCUAUAAAGGACUCACUGAUUUGGUGACCGACACUGAUAAAAUGAGUGAGACUGCUAUUCUAGAAGUUGUGAGAAACAAUUUUGAAGAUCACCUCAUUCUUGGGGAGGAGGGAGGGCUCAUUGGGGAUUCAUCUUCUGAUUACCUUUGGUGCAUAGAUCCCUUAGAUGGGACAACAAAUUUUGCUCACUGCUACCCUAGCUUUGCAGUCUCUGUUGGAGUUUUGUUUAGAGGAAAGCCAGCUGCUGCUGCUGUGGUAGAGUUUGUCGGGGGCCCUCUAUGUUGGAAUACGCGCACAUUUUCUGCAGCUGCUGGUGGGGGUGCAUUUUGUAAUGGGCAAAAAGUUCACGUGAGUCAAACUAAUAAGUUGGAGCAAUCCCUUCUUGUGACUGGGUUUGGUUAUGAACAUGAUGAUGCAUGGGCUACCAACAUAGAUUUGUUCAAAGAAUUUACAGAUAUCAGCCGGGGUGUGAGAAGGCUUGGUGCUGCAGCAGUGGACAUGUGCCAUGUAGCUCUAGGGAUUGUGGAAGCGUAUUGGGAAUAUCGUCUAAAACCAUGGGAUAUGGCCGCUGGUGUUUUGAUAGUUGAAGAGGCUGGUGGGAUUGCUUCUUGCAUGGAUGGUGGAAAAUUCUGUGUAUUCGAUAGAUCUGUCUUGGUGUCUAACGGUGUGCUACAUGCAAAGCUUUUGGAGAAGAUUGGUCCUGCAACAGAGCAAUUGAAGAACAAAGGGAUUGAUUUUUCGUUGUGGUAUAAGCCUGAACAUUACCACACAGAACUUUAACAUGCCCAGAGUUUUUUUCCUUUGUUAAAUUUGCGACAAAGAUCUCCAAAGCAAUCAGGUGCUGUUUUUAUUUAUUUUUGUUGCACCCUGAAUUUUUUUUGAAAAGUUCCUGAUAAACUGUGGUUUCAUUAAUUGAUAUCACUGAUAAGAGCUUCUAUUAGUCAUUCGCAUAUCACUAUAUAUAACCAGAUAUGCAUCAUUGGCCUACCACAGUUGUACAUACAUGCACGAUGUAAACUGAGAGGUUAUUAUGAUUUGUAUAUGUAGUCCAUUUUUGUCCUUUUUUCUCCUGAAAAAAAGAA
Cornus florida is the source of this 1600-nucleotide messenger RNA. Its product is annotated as phosphatase IMPL1, chloroplastic. Lineage: Eukaryota; Viridiplantae; Streptophyta; Magnoliopsida; Cornales; Cornaceae. Gene Ontology annotation, molecular function: inositol monophosphate 1-phosphatase activity. The record is from RefSeq and is a predicted model, not a curated record. The coding region runs from base 153 to 1298 and encodes 381 amino acids. The transcript is spliced from 10 exons. Gene Ontology annotation, biological process: phosphatidylinositol phosphate biosynthetic process; inositol metabolic process; signal transduction.